Molecule: messenger RNA, 258 nt
Organism: Darwinula stevensoni
Lineage: Eukaryota; Metazoa; Arthropoda; Ostracoda; Podocopida; Darwinulidae
Source: the annotation of a GenBank genome assembly
AUGGAAGAGGAGAAGAAAAAUUUUGGAGUAAAGUGGAACUUCAAGGCCCAGACCGUGGAAGAGAUGUUGAAGAUGGGCUACAAGGAGACGAAGACUCGCAUGACUGCGGAUGCCUUGCAGUUGGUGACGGAAUUCCUGAAGGUGUUCGUGUGUGAAGGGGCGAUGAGAGCAGCUCAUCAGGCGAAGACCCAGAAUGCUUCCCAAGUGGAAGGAGAACACUUGGAGAAAGUUCUUCCCCAGCUCCUUCUCGACUUUUAA